Molecule: messenger RNA, 1032 nt
Organism: Sphaeroforma arctica JP610
Lineage: Eukaryota; Ichthyosporea; Ichthyophonida
Exons: 2
Coding region: 42-341 (99 amino acids)
Source: RefSeq, a predicted model, not a curated record
AGGUCCAUGCGACCCGCAUAGUCAAGCAAAGGGGUGUCAGGAUGAUUGCGAGCGCAAAUGGCGACUUCCGCAAACUGCAAGCCAACACACAACUCAGUGGCCUGUUGGGCCGUACGGCUGAUGUGAUACUGCCAAAGGGUGUACACAAGACCUGCCGCGUAGAAUCGCCUACGUUGGAUUUGGUGGUGGAGUUGAAAGCAGGUGUCCACGAUGAAUGUGUUGUUAUACACAACACCGCAGAUGCCGUUGAUAAUAUUUUAAACGAACAAAGGUAUAGGGUUGAACGAAGGUACAGGUGUCGAGAAACUGGGAAUAUAAGAAUUAAACUAGAGAUGCACUAGGAUAUAAUUGAGAAUUAUGGAGAGGUCUCAAGGAAAUCUAAUUCAUGCCAAGUACAAAUCGGCUGCACCUGUGGGGUGAGAGUAACUCGUGAGGUUCACUUCAAAGUAGCUGCAUAGAUGCUUGAAGGUGAAAUCUGAAGCUGCUGCCAGAGAAUCUUGUAGACUAUACACGAUCACAACCAAGUGUUAAUUAUAAAGGUUCUAGCCUUAUUAGUGUCGAUUUGUCAUUGAACCCACCUUUAUUCAUGCUUUCGGCUAGGUCGUAAACAUGGCACUCCUGUGUGUCAUACCGUGCGCGUUGUGCGAUGAUAUGUACUCGCUAUAUUAUAUCCGUGUGUGACAAGCUUGGUGUUUUUCUCCGGGGUGCCCCGCUCACCUUCGUCUAUAAUUACAAUCUGCCAAAUGGAUUUCUGUCACACUUUCAGACACAUUUCGUAUGAAACGACAUAGUAGUUCGAGCGUAUCUCCCAGAUUAAUUUUAACCAAGAAUUGGAAUCGUGUACCACGCCCGCAUGUACUGUUUCACGCUAGCACAAAAAAUAUAUUAGUAAUAUAUUUGAAUACGCCAAUUGUGGUACAGAAUCUACAUAUAACUAAUGUUUAAGAGUAUACAAACUUCUUUCUUUUCUUCACUUGUGAAGGCUGUAAUUAUGGUACGCUUCUACUUUACUUGAAAAUAGGCAUAGUCUUC